ACAAAUAUUAAUUAAUAGUUGCCGACCCCUGACCUAACUAGCUACUAGAUCUAGAAUCUAGAUCUAGCUGUUAACACUAACGUAACUAGCUAGGUUGUAAACACAGAAAUGAGUCAAGUGAGUGGCAGUACAGCUGUUAGAUUCUGGAAGCCAGGCACCUCAGGUCCCGGGCUGUCAAAGCUGUCAGAAGAAAGAACUAUUAGCUCAGAUGUUACCUCCCCUUGCAUUGUCUACAACCCAUAUAAAAACUUGUCAAUUGAACAACAAAGACAAAAGUUGCCAGUUUUUCAGUAUCGUAAUCAAAUUUUGUAUCUGGCUGAAAAAUAUCAAACAGUCAUCAUCAUCGGGGAAACUGGAUGUGGCAAAAGUACACAGAUACCUCAGUACCUGUUGGAAGCUGGCUGGGCUACAGAUGGACAUGUGAUUGGUGUGACACAGCCAAGGAGAGUGGCUGCAGUAACGCUGGCUGCUCGUAUUGCAGAGGAGAAGGGAGUCAUACUGGGUGAUGAGAUUGGCUACCUCAUAAGGUUUGACAACAGCUAUGAUGAGGAGAAGACCAGAGUCAAGUUUAUGACAGAUGGCAUGAUGAUCAGAGAGAUAAUGAAAGAUCCUUUGUUACAAAAAUAUAGUGUCAUACUUUUAGAUGAAGCACAUGAACGAGCCCUAAACACAGAUAUUAUUUUAGGACUUUUAAGAAAGAUCCAAAAGAAACGAAAAGACUUAAGACUAAUUGUUGCUUCUGCAACAUUAGAUGCAGAGGAAAUGAGAAAUUUUUUUAACGACAAUGACACAAGUGAUCCUGAGAAAGACACAGCAGCCAUAAUGACAAUAGAAGGCAGAGAGUUCCCAGUCGAUAUUCAUUAUACUUUAGACCCAGUCCCCAACUACAUCAAAGCAGCCAUAGAAACAGUCAUGAAAAUACACAGGAACGAACCACCCGGGGAUAUCAUUGUGUUUUUUACUGGAAUGAACGAAGUGGAAGAGGCUGUGUAUGAACUUAUUGGUGAGGCUCGUAAGAUCAACAAAAACUCCAUGAAAAUGAGAGUUUUACCCAUGCAUGGGAGUUUACCUUCUGCUGAACAGAUGAAAAUCUUUGAAAGGAGCCACAAAAACACCAGAAAAAUUGUGGUGGCUACAAAUAUAGCUGAGACAUCUUUGACAAUACCAGGGAUAACGUAUGUGGUUGAUGCUGGCUUUGUUAAACUGAAGGCGUACAACCCAAAGUCUGGAAUAGAGAGCCUGGUGAUUGUUCCUGUGUCCCAGGCAUCAGCCAACCAACGAGCUGGGAGAGCUGGACGUGUUAGAGCAGGAAAGGCAUACAGACUGUACACAGAAGAGUCGUUUGAAAAGUUGCCACUGUCCACCACACCAGAAAUGCAGCGUUCUGAUCUAGCACCAGUUAUCCUGCAGCUCAAGGCACUGGGUGUCGCCAAUGUCUUAAGAUUUCAUUUUUUAUCACCACCACCUGCCCAAAACAUGGUCAGAGGUCUGGAACUGUUGUAUGCUUUAGGAGCUCUAGAUGAUGCUGGGAACCUGACCUCACCCCUGGGACUACAGAUGGUGGAGUUUCCUUUGUCCCCACAGUUUGCAAAGGUGCUCCUGUCUUCAGAGAAGUUUGGCUGCUCAGAAGAAGCCAUCAUUGUCUGCUCAAUGACUCAGAUCCAGAAUGUGUUUAUCACCCCAUCAGAUAAAAAACUUGCAGCAGAGAAAGACAAACACAAGUUCUCAGUGCUGGAGGGAGACCACUUGACUCUGGUCAAUGUUUACAAAGCUUUCAUCAAGAAUGGCCAGAGCUCUCGCUGGUGUCAUGACCACUGCCUCAACUACAAGGGACUGAAUCGAGCAGUGGAGAUCAGCAACCAACUGGGGAGGCUGCUGACCAAGUUCAAGGUCAAGAUGCUGUCCUGCAAUGAUAACACAGAGGCCUUGUGUAAGUGUAUACUGUCUGGGUUCUUUGCCAAUGUGGCCCACCUCCACUACUCUGGUGAGUACAGGACUGUCAGGGAUGACGUCAGCUUACACAUACACCCAACAUCUGUACUGGCAUCUCAGGAGCCACCUCAAUGGGUUUUAUUCAACGAAGUGAUUCAAAGCAAGAAAAACUUCAUGCGUGACAUCACAGUCAUUCAACCAGAAUGGCUGACAGAGUUGGCCCCACACUUUUAUCAGUUCGGCACAGAACGUGAGCUGGCAGCAAAAAGAGCUAGAUUAACUCUCUAGAAGUUAACCUUAAAACUAUGUUGAUUCAUGUUUGUUCAAUUCUCAUUGACAUAAUGUAAAUAAAGAUGUUUUUAUGAC
Messenger RNA from Physella acuta, 2298 nucleotides. Its product is annotated as putative ATP-dependent RNA helicase DHX35. NCBI's taxonomy places the organism in Eukaryota, Metazoa, Mollusca, Gastropoda, Physidae. The record is from RefSeq and is a predicted model, not a curated record. Gene Ontology annotation, molecular function: helicase activity; RNA binding; ATP hydrolysis activity. Gene Ontology annotation, cellular component: catalytic step 2 spliceosome; intracellular anatomical structure.